Messenger RNA from Impatiens glandulifera, 2736 nucleotides. RefSeq names its product pentatricopeptide repeat-containing protein At3g49170, chloroplastic. The transcript has a single exon. Bases 73 to 2643 code for a protein of 856 amino acids. The record is from RefSeq and is a predicted model, not a curated record. Gene Ontology annotation, biological process: RNA modification. Gene Ontology annotation, molecular function: RNA binding; protein binding; zinc ion binding. Lineage: Eukaryota; Viridiplantae; Streptophyta; Magnoliopsida; Ericales; Balsaminaceae.
UAUGGGGACGAAGAUAUGCCGCCAAGUAAACAUAUCCUUAAUUCAAUAGUUUCGCUCCUCAAUCGAUAGACCAUGAUCGGCCAUUUUUCCUCCGCCUUGGCCGUCGUCAAUUUCUCUCCAAGCUCAACCAAACUGCCAUCCCAUGUCCAAUCCUCAAGGAAUGUCAACUUCGAAUCACUCAAGGACCGUCUCAUCGGCUUUGCCAGUGUGGGUCACCUUCGCCGCGCGAUAUCCACCCUCGAUUACAUGACAAGUCAAGGACUCACUCCUGACGUCGUCUCCUACUCUUUCCUUCUAAAAUCAUGCAUCAGAACCCGUCAUUUCGAUCUCGGCAAGCUGGUUCAUCAUAAACUAUCCGAAUCAGGAAUCGAACUCGACUCCAUUCUACUUAACUCACUCAUUAGCCUUUAUUCAAAAUCCGGCGACUGGAAAACAGCUAAUUCAAUCUUCGAGGAAAUGGGUAUUAGUAAAAGAAGAAACAUGGUUUCAUGGAGUUCAAUGAUCUCUUGUUUUUCCCAUAACGGAUUAGGUUUACGAGCAAUUCAAACGUUUCUUGAUAUGAUUGAAUGUGGAGAAUACCCAAAUCAUUUCUGCUUCGCCGCCGUGAUUCACGCCUGCUCUAACCCUGACAACGCUUGGAUUGGUAAGGUUAUACAUGGGUUCGUGAUUAAAACAGGGUAUCUCGAUGCCGACGUUUGCGUUGGAUGUGCUUUGAUUGAUUUCUAUGUGAAAAGCGGUGGCGAUUUAGAUUCCGCACGUCAAGUGUUCGACGAAAUGCCUGAAAGAAAUCCGGUAACUUGGACUUUGCUUAUAACUAGAUUUGCUCAAUUUGGAUACCCUAAAGAUGCUUUAGAAUUAUUCAUUGAAAUGUUAGUGAAUGGUUUCGUCCCCGAUGUGUUUACAUUUAGCGGCGUUGUUUCCGCUUGCUCUGAAUUGAAGCUUUUGUCAUUUGGACGACAAGUUCAUUCUCAUGUGAUUAAGUUUGGUUUAGUUUCAGAUAUCUGCGUUGGCUGCAGCUUAGUUGAUAUGUAUGCAAAAUGUUCUUUGGAUUUGGAUGAUUCUAGAAAGUUCUUCGAACGUAUGCCAAACCAUAACGUAAUGUCAUGGACUGCCUUCAUUACUGGAUGUGUGCAAAGUGGAAAACAUGAUAAAGAAGCACUUCAAAUCUACAGCCAGAUGAUGAUCAACAAUCAGUCUUUACCGAAUCACUUCACAUUCUCCAGCCUUCUGAAAGCUUGUGGAAAUCUCUCCGACCCAAUAUCCGGCGAACAGAUUCACAAUCAAGUAGUGAAAUUUGGUUUUGAAUCGGUCAAUUGCGUUGGAAAUUCGCUCAUAUCCAUGUACGCUCGAUCUAAUAAAUUGGAAGAUGCGAGAAAGGCGUUUGAUUUGUUAUUCGAAAAGAACUUGAUCUCUUACAAUGCCAUACUCGACGGUUACACGAAGAGUAUGGAUUCUAGCGAAGCCUCGUUUGGAUUGUUUAACGAACUCGAAAAUAAGGGGAUUGAAGUCGAUGCUUACACGUACGCGAGUCUUCUUAGCGGAGCUGCGACGAUAGGUGCGGUUAGUCGAGGCGAGCAAAUUCAUGCCCGGGUAAUAAAAGAAGGAUUAGGAUCGAACCGGAUCAUAUCCAACGCUCUAAUAUCGAUGUACUCAAAAUGUGGGAAUAUCGAUUCGGCGUUAAAUGUUUUCCAAGGUGGGAUCGAGAGUCCCAACGUUAUCUCGUGGACAUCCAUCAUUACAGGUUUCGCUAAACAUGGAUUAGCGGAAAGAGCUAUAGACAUGUUUGAAAAUAUGGUUAAGACGGGUGUGAAACCAAACGAGGUAACUUACGUAGCCGUUCUAUCGGCUUGUAGCCAUGUUGGUUUUGUUGACGAAGGAUGGAAGUACUUCAAUUCGAUGAUGGAAGAACACGGGAUUAAACCGAGGAUGGAGCAUUACGCUUGUAUGGUGGAUUUAUUAGGUCGAUCGGGUUUUCUCGACGAAGCGCUUAGGUUUAUCGGCUCGAUGCCUUUUGAGGCCGACACAUUGGUUUGGCGUACAUUGCUCGGAUCGUGUCGGAUUCACGGAAACGCAAACAUAGGAAAACACGCAGCCGAGAUGAUCUUCGAGCGGGACCCAAACGAUACGACUGCAUACGUUUUGUUAUCGAAUUUAUACGCUUCCGUCGGUCGGUGGAGCGAAGUUAUCGAAAUGAGAAAGAAAAUGAAGGAGAGGAAUUUGGUUAAAGAAGCGGGAUGUAGUUGGAUCGAGAGAGACGGGAGGAUUCAUAAGUUCUUCGUGGGCGAUACGUUUCAUCCUAGGGCAAAAGAGAUUUACGAAGAAAUUGAAAGUUUAGGGUUUAAGAUUAAGGAAAUGGGUUAUGUGGCAAAUACCAAUCUUGUUCUUCAUGAGGAGGUGGAGGAGGAAUUGAAAGAGGAGUAUUUGUUUCAACAUAGCGAGAGGAUAGCGGUUGCUUUCGGAAUCAUUAGUAGUAAAAGUGAUUCAAAACCGAUUAGAGUGUUUAAGAAUCUUCGAGUAUGUGAUGAUUGUCAUGUCGCGAUGAAAUACAUUUCGAUUGCAGCGGGAAGAGAGAUAGUCCUUAGGGACUCAAAUAGGUUUCAUCAUUUUAGAAAUGGGGUAUGUUCUUGCAAUGAAUAUUGGUAAGAUCCAAGAAUGGAAGAUCAUAAGUUGUUAUACAAUGCAUGAAUUAUAAUUGAGAACUAUGUUAUUUAUAGAAAAUUUUGAACUUGAUAUAAC